AAAAUGACUUUUGAUGGCUGAAUUGCGGAAAAAUCUUAUUUUGUAAAUAAACUUAGUAGGAUUCUAGUUAUAAAUAUUCGUAUUGAUUGGUCAGGUUUAUCAUAAUGAAAAUUACAGCACUAUUACACAAACAUGUCUUGAUCGGAGGAGGUAGUGGUUUUAUUGGUCGAAAUCUUUCUAAGCUGUUGAAGUCUAAGAAUUAUGAAGUUACCGUAGUGUCACGUAUGCCCGGUACAAACAGAAUAACUUGGCUCGAUAUACAAAGUAAAGGGAUACCAGAAAAAAUAACAAGUGUAGUGAAUCUAGCAGGUCAGAAUGUUCUAGACCCUAAACGUAGGUGGACUCCUGGUUUUAAACAAAAUGUAUGGAACUCUCGAGUUAAUUCAACAAGAAUAUUAGCAGAAGAAAUAAUAAAAAGUAAACGAAACUUGGAUGCUUUCAUAAAUAUAUCUGGAGUUAGCUUAUAUAAACCAAGUUCAUCCAAAACUUAUAACGAAAACCAUCUUGGCGAAAGUUUUGACUUUAUGUCAAAGCUGUGUAUUGAGUGGGAAAAGGCUGCCACUAUACCGGAAAAUGAAAAUUGUCGAUCGAUUAAAUUAAGAACCGGGGUUGUAUUAGGUCCCGGUGGAGGAAUGAUUGAAUCUAUAUGGAUGCCUUUUGUUUUUGGGCUUGGUGGUCCAAUGGGAAAUGGCGACCAAUAUUUGCCGUGGAUUCACAUGGAUGAUUUAUGUAAUUUAAUAUUGUAUUGCAUAGAAAACAAAAAUGUUAAAGGAAUACUAAACGGUGUGGCCCCACAAAUUGUUACAAAUGGCGAAUUUUCCAAAAUAUUUGCGUCAUGUUUGAAACGUCCAGCUCUGAUACCAUUUCCUGAGUUUGCUGUUAAAUUAAUAUUUGGUAAAGAUCGCUCAGCUCUUUUAUUAACUGGUGCAAAAAUUGAACCAAAAUUAACUAUCGAGUCUGGAUUUAAAUAUGGUUUUCCUAUUGUAAAAGGAGCUUGUGAAGAUAUUAUUAAAAAAGUAAGAGGUAAAUAAAGAACAAAUCCAUGUAUUAGAUAAUUUUUCAGAUUUCUAUGUUAUUUGUAAGAAAAUAUGUAAAAAAUUUUGUAUAUUUAAUUAUUUAUAAAAAUCGCAAUUAAUGAA
Messenger RNA from Condylostylus longicornis, 1139 nucleotides. Its product is annotated as epimerase family protein SDR39U1. Lineage: Eukaryota; Metazoa; Arthropoda; Insecta; Diptera; Dolichopodidae. The record is from RefSeq and is a predicted model, not a curated record. The transcript has 5 exons. Bases 105 to 1031 code for a protein of 308 amino acids.